CAGUGAACGCACCUUCACCUUGUUGGACGCGAAUUUAUGACGUCACAGACGGUCGCUUCAGCGCUGGAAACCGGUCCUCCCUUAUUAUUAUUAUUAUUUAAACAAUUCUAUCAAAGAAACAACUGCAAUGUCUGUGAAUUACGCUGCCGGACUUUCGCCGUAUGCCGACAAGGGUGUGUGCGGACUUCCAGAGGCGUUCGAUAGUCCAGAAGAGCUGAAAGCGAAGGUGGCAACCCUUGCUAACCUGGUGAAAGAGUCCAAGUACAUGGUCGUGCACUCUGGAGCAGGAAUCAGUACUUCAGCAGGCAUCCCUGACUUCAGAGGUCCAAAAGGUGUGUGGACCUUGGAGGAAAAGGGAGAGGCGCCUCAUUUCGAGACCACGUUUGAAGAGGCCAGACCCAGCCUGACUCACAUGGCCCUGCUGGGACUCCAGAGAGCGGGAUACCUCAAAUAUCUCAUCAGCCAAAAUGUGGACGGCCUGCAUGUGCGAUCUGGCUUCCCAAGGGACUUGUUGUCAGAGCUUCAUGGAAACAUGUUUGUGGAGGAGUGUGAGAAGUGUUGCAGGCAGUUUGUAAGGGAAAAGGUGAUUGGCGUGAUGGGGCUCAAACCCACAGGACGGUACUGCGAUGUGGUGCGCUCCAGAGGACUCAGAGCCUGCAGAGGGAAAUUGAUCAGCACUAUACUGGACUGGGAAGAUGCUCUCCCUGACAGAGAUCUGAACAAAGCAGACAAUGCAAGCAGACAAGCUGACCUGGCACUGACGCUGGGCACCUCCAUGCAGAUCAAGCCUAGCGGAGACCUUCCACUCGUCACCAAACGCAAAGGUGGAAAAGUGGUCAUUGUCAACCUGCAGCCUACCAAGCACGACAAGCACGCACAUUUACGUAUCAACGGCUAUGUUGAUGAUGUCAUGAAACAGCUCAUGGAGCACCUGGGGUUGGAGUUACCAAAAUGGGAGGGGCCAACUGUGUGUGAAAGCUCCACUGCCGUACUUGAAGACGCCGCCGAUAUCAAGCCCCCACGUUCUCUCAGUCCAGAUGUGAAGGUCAAAGGUGAGCUUUUUAAAGAGAAGAAACGAGCUGCAGAAAGCAACAGCAUCAAAGAAGAGAUGGUUUUGCUAAAGAAGGAGAGGAAAGAUCCUCCAGUGGGGAUAAAAAAUGACAAGUAGCCUCACACACAAGUAGGUGUUGUCCUUAUCAAAAAUAUUUCCGGGCUUGAGAAACUUCUCACCAGUUUGAUCACAAAGGAUGGAGGUACCAGCUUCUCUUUACGCCCACCUGAGUUUACUGUCUUGAGCUCAACGCUUCCUUUUCUCAACAUUACUUAGGUGAAGAUUCCUCAGCUUGAAGCCUCAUAAAAUGACACUUAUGGGAAGCAAAUGCUGGUUGAUGGAUAUAAAAAGUCUAUACAACUUUUGGUCGAAUGCCAAGAUAAAUUUAAAAACAUGUAUUCAAAGAUUGUGACAUGUAACUUGUUCACCUCAACUGUUGGAUGUGUUCAGAGAAAAAAAGAGUGAUAGACAGAUACACCCUGGUAUAUUGCAGAUGCAGAUGUGUUCAGAAUCACAUUCUAAACCCAUGUUAAAUGGGAGUUUGCACACACAUUGAAGGAGCAUCUUCUUCUUAUGAGCGAUGUACUUUGUGCUAAAACUCAGUGCUAUUUGGAAUUGUUCAUAAUUCCCUCCACAUUGACUACAAGGCCUCAGUUCCUACUGAAGAUAAACAGCCCAAAAGAAUAAUAAUGCUGCCACCAUGGCUCAUUGUAGGUUUCAUAUAUUUUUCAACUGAGUUGUACAGGUUAUUGUUCAUAAUAACAUUGAAAAGCAUUUUAAACUCAUUUAACUUGCUUUCAUUUUUUUCCUAUUGUCGAAACCGAAACCUAGCAUUUGUGCAGGGGUGUGUAGACCUUUUGUAUGCGCUGCAUAAAAGGAGAAUUGCUCUUUGCAUAUGCUCAUGUUUGUAAGCUGCAGUGAGGUAUCAGCAACUUGUUAAAUAUAUAUGUUUUAACAUUGAGCUCUACUUUUUACUCCUCUGGGAAAAGGAGCAUCUCCUUCUGAUGAACCAUAUGCUCUUCAGCUACAGCCUUAAGGUCAAUAUUACAUUGUAAUGUAAGAUGAAGAAAUGUUUUGUUGUUGUUGUUGUAAAUAGAUCACUGUUACACAGCGUAUUUUUAUCUCAGGAAACCUUUUUAUACUGUGUCUUGGCAAUAAAUCAAAGCACAACAUCUGCAGUGGUUAUUCCCUAUGUAGUGCGUGGUCAGUUAGUCAUGGUCUACUUUCCACUGAGUGGCAACAUUAUAAAGAUAAUCAUUCAGGUGGCAUAAUGAUAAGAUUUUUAUUCAUGUACAUGGAAACCUCAUUAACAUGUCUUAAAUCAGCGUGUCAGUUCUUAUAUGAGCCCAUGAUGCACUGAUGUCAUUUGACAGUCACAAUAACCUGCCAUCGUUGUUUUCGAAAAUGUCAUUUCACAUGACAUGAAGAGCAUUAAUUUUUCUGUAAGGUCACUGAGUGUGGCUUUUCAACAUGGCAUUUUUCAAGUCAAUCGUAAAAACGUCGACAAGAUGAAACAGCUGGAGCUCAAGCACAGACACCUGUCUGCUGUGCUUUGAAAACAACUCUUUACAGAGUCGUCAUUAACAUGCAAUGUGGCGAGUUGACCAAGUGAGAACAUUCAAUGAAACAGAUUUUGCGUUAUCUAUAUAAUAUACACUGCUGUACAAAAGUUUGGGGUCACUUAGAAAUCAUCAAUUUUGAAUGCCUUGAGAUGUCCGAGUGACCCAAUUUACACGUUUUCAAGAUUUGAGUCAUCAUUUUGAUGGUUUUUGUUUGCUUUUGUUUUCUGUUUUGUUUUUUGGUCAAACUAAAAAAACAAUUACACAUGUUUAAAAUAUUCCCUUUACCUUCUGCGAGCUUAACGCCAGCCCACAAUGCAAAAUAACAUUGGACGGGUAACCAAUAGCAUCAUUGUGAUCUUACCUGUUUAACAACAGAUAUUUGUACACAAAGAUUACAUCAUGACAUGAAGACAGGCAGAACAAUACUCACAGCUAUAUUUUAUUUAUCCUCUGGGAGGGAAAAAAAUAGCUGUUUACAGAGUCACACUAAUUCUUAGUUUUUGUUUUGUCUUCGUGACUAAGUUUGAGUUCCCCUGGUGGUAAAGUUCCAUACCUCAGAAGACGUAAAAAUGAAUUUG
Syngnathoides biaculeatus (alligator pipefish) is the source of this 3191-nucleotide messenger RNA. It is a transcript of the gene sirt6, whose product is annotated as sirtuin 6. Bases 128 to 1168 code for a protein of 346 amino acids. The transcript is spliced from 8 exons. The record is from RefSeq and is a predicted model, not a curated record. NCBI's taxonomy places the organism in Eukaryota, Metazoa, Chordata, Actinopteri, Syngnathiformes, Syngnathidae. Gene Ontology annotation, molecular function: NAD+ binding.